AUGGAUAAGGCGACGUCGAUUUUGAAUGGAAAGUUUAUCUUCAAAGCCCUGCCAGAUGGUGGUAUUGACAGGACAAAAGCGAUAUGCAUUUACUGUAAAUCUGUGUUUAGUUUCCACCGGAGCACGAGCAGUCUGAAGUAUCACUUAGCUGCAAAGCAUACAGCUGACGCGGAGAGCCCUCCGCCACCCUCUAAUCUAAAACAAACGACUCUGGGUGGUGUGGCACGGAGACCACUAGACGUGUCCACCACCCGCCAACUUUCAACAGAGCUAGCUAAAUGGGUGUCUACGUCUUGCAGGCCGAUUAGUAUUGUGGAGGACGAGGGUCUGCGCAACAUCAUUCGCAUCGCCUCCGGUGACUAUACGUAUGCACUGCCUUGCAGAACUACUACAACAACAAAGAUGCACGACUUGUAUGAAGGUGAGAGAGCCAAAGUAGCGGAGGCUGUAGCUCAGACUAGCACUGUGGCGCUCACUGGUGACUACUGGACCUCACUCGGUAAUCACAGCUACCUCGGCGUCACAGCACAUUAUUUUGACAGCAAGUGGGUGCUCAAGUCUCAUGUGUUGACUGUUAUGAAGACAGAGGAGAGGCACUUGGCCAACACAGUUGCAGAGCACUUCAUGAAAGUAGCUCAGGAGUGGGACAUUGAAAACAAAGUCAGCACAUUGACCACCGAUAGUGCACGCAAUAUGAUAGCGGCGUCCAGGGAGCUCCCCUUUGAACACAUGCCUUGCGCCGCACACCUGCUGCAACGAGCCAUCACAGUGACUCUAAAUAACAGCCCAUUUGAUGGUGUACUGGCAAAGUGCAGGAAAGUUGUGGGACAUUUCAAACACAGCCCACCAAAUGCAGCAGGACUGGAGCAGCAGCAAGUUGCUCAUGGCUUACCAAAAGAUGCUCUCACACAGGACGUUUCCACUAGGUGGAACAGCACCCUAGAGAUGGUGAGGAGUGUUCUUAAAAAUAAAGAACCACUGAAAAAUACCCUGGCCCUGCAUACAACCAAAGUCACCAUGCCUACACCAGCAGAGAUGGAUAAACUGCAGAAGCUGGAGGCAGUGCUGGAACCCUGCAGGUACAUAACUGAACUCCUGGGAGGAGAGAAGUAUGUAUCCUCUUCAGUGGUCCUGCCAGCCCUGUCCCAUCUCUACAAUGCCAUGCAGGUCUCUGAGGAUGACCCAGCAUACCUGGCGAAAUUCAAGGAGGCCCUCAUGAACGAUCUGGAUCAGCGAAAAGACAAAACCAACAUGGAAUGGCUUAAGGUUGCGACGGCUCUCGACCCGAGGUUUAAGGACCUAAAGUCUCUCAACAAAGCUGACAGGGCUGGGGUGUGGCGUUCCAUCACUGCCUUGCUCAGGGGGAUAAGCCCUGCCCAACCGGAACAACCGACGACGUCUGAGCCUCCCAAGAAAAGGUUAGCUCUCAUGUUCGCAGAGUCUUCAACUGAUGACGAGGAGGACACUAUUGAGACUUGUCUAGCCCGCUACAGGGCGGAGCCCACUAUUGACUUGGAGGCAUGUCCGCUGGAGUGGUGGUCCAACCAUGAAGGUGCACACAGCUUGAUGGCCCGCCUUGCACGCAAGUACCUGGCAACACCUGCCACCUCUGUACCAUGUGAGAGAUUGUUUUCACUGUCUGGGCACAUUGUUCAGAAGAAGCGAGCCUCCCUGUUAGCUGAAAAUGUCAACAGGCUCGUCUGUUUGAGCGACUGGCUCAGUCCAGAGAGUCCCAAGAAAACAUAA
Molecule: messenger RNA, 1746 nt
Organism: Scomber japonicus (chub mackerel)
Lineage: Eukaryota; Metazoa; Chordata; Actinopteri; Scombriformes; Scombridae
Product: E3 SUMO-protein ligase ZBED1-like
Exons: 2
Coding region: 1-1746 (581 amino acids)
Molecular function (GO): protein dimerization activity; DNA binding
Source: RefSeq, a predicted model, not a curated record